GCCAGUGUCCGAACAGUUUCAAACGAUUCGCGGCUGGGACAGCAAGCUCAGGUAGCUCACGUAUCGUAUCGAUUCCCAUAGAGAUGUUUCAGAGGAAGUGGAUCCUAGUGCCGGUGCUGGUCCUCCAGCUGCUGGCCUGCCGCGCCGAGUUCUACAGCUCCACCUCGGGCCUGGAACAGCUUUUCAGCACGGAGGUCGCGCUGCUGGAAGAACUCCAAAACUACGUGGACGAAAUCACUCAGCAUGCAGAGGCUCUUCAGAGCGAGAUCGAUGCCAUACGAGUGGAGCACCUGAGCGCCAUGGACAGCAUUGGGGGCUACCUCAACAACCCGGUGAAUGCCUUCCGGCUGAUCAAGCGCCUGCACAGCGACUGGGAGACCUUCGAGAGUAGCGUGAAGGGGGACACGAGUCGCGCCGACUACCUCGAGGCCAUGGCUGUGCUGAAGGAGAACCUAAGCUAUCCCUCACAGGACGAUUUCGUGGGUUCCGCCAUAGCCCUGACACGACUCCAGCAGACCUACCAACUGGAUGUGGCAGAACUGGCCAGUGGAAUGCUGAAUGGAGUCAAAUACGGCACUGCCAUGUCCUGGCAGGACUGCUUCGUCCUGGGACAGCACCUGUACGCUUUGAGAGACUACAACCACACGGUGCCGUGGCUGCAGAAGUCAAUGCAGCUGCUGGGAGAGCAGAGCUACGGAGAGGAGCCUGCCUCGCUGGACUUCAUGGAGGCAGUGGUUGGAUAUCACCAGCAGAUGGGCGACCACGAGAACGCCCUCAAUCUGAUCAACCACGUCCUUGCGAUUGAGCCAGAGGAGCGCCGUCAUCUAUUGGAGACCCGCACGCAGCUGGAGGAUCUCAUCACGGAUGGGGUGAAACAGGGACUCCUCCACACGACUGCCCGCCGGCCAGGAGACUACCACAGCUCACGGGAGUUCCGCAUGUACGAGCAGGUGUGCCGCGGGGAACUCACUCCCUUCCCCACCGCACAGAGACAUCUUCGCUGCCGCCUGCAGAGGAGGCGCUUCGACUACGCUCCCUUCAAGCUGGAGGAGCUGCAUGCAGAUCCUCCCAUUGUGCAGGUGCACGACAUGGUCAGCCAGCGGGAGUCAUUGUUCCUCCAAAACGCGGCCCGACCUCGCAUCCAGCGAUCCACCGUGUACAACCAGGCGGGCGCCGGAACCACCGCUGCGGCCUUCCGCACCAGCCAGGGCGCCUCCUUCAACUACUCGCAGUACGCGACCACCCAGCGGCUCAGCCAGCACGUGGCAGAUCUCUCCGGCCUGGACAUGGACUAUGCCGAGAACCUGCAGAUCGCCAACUACGGCAUCGGCGGCCACUACGAGCCGCACUAUGACAGCUUUCCCGAGCAUCACGAGUACCCCGAGGAUGAUCUCUACGGCAAUCGCCUGGCCACGGCCAUCUACUACCUCUCCGAUGUGGUGGCUGGCGGUGGAACUGCCUUUCCCUUCCUGCCCCUGCUGGUGACUCCAGAGCGGGGCAGUCUUCUGUUCUGGUACAACCUGCAUCCGUCUGGGGACCAGGACUUCCGCACGAAGCAUGCCGCCUGCCCCGUUCUUCAGGGCAGCAAGUGGAUUGCCAAUGUGUGGAUCCGCGAGCGCAAUCAGGAUCGUGUGCGGCCCUGUGAUCUUCAGCGGAAUCACCUCGCCUCUUUACACUUUAAAAACUUUGACUGAAAGCCACUCAAGCACUCAUUAAAAUAAGAUAUUUGUUUAUUAAGAGACAAAAGCCCCACUCAUUCCCGAUAGGCCACGGACUUGAAGCUAUCGGAGGUGAGGUUGCACGGCCUGCGGAACUCCUGGUGGCCCGAGUGCAUCCAAAUGUUUCCAACUGCGGAGGGAUAAAAAGUGAUCAAUACCUUGUACAGCAGAGAUAAUAACACGUGUACUUACUGCGCUUGGAGCCCACAAUCACAGGACAGCCGGCAUGGUGGGUGCGCGGAUCCACGUCCAGGGAGCGAUGUAGGUUGUGCCACAUGACCAGCGCACCCUUGAUGGGAGGCAGGAAGACAUUCAGCUUGGUGAAGACCGUGUAGCCGCCCUGUUCUACAUCAGAGAGCUGCCAUGUACAGAAAAAACACUGAUUCGAGAUACAUACGAGUAAUACUAGAUGAUGCCCUCACUCACAUAGAACAUGCUGGUGGAGAUGCGAUCUCCUUUAAAAUCAGACGGAAGGUUGACCUCAAAGUAGUCCGGAUGGGGCUCAUACUGUCCGCCCACGCCGUAGUUGGCCACCUGCAUGGCCUCGGCCCCGGCUAUGUCGAAGCCGGAAAUGAAUACCACCAGGCGAGCGAUGGACUUCAUUAUGGGGCUCUCGUAGUCAAGCCACGUCUGCUGGCUGACCCGAAGAUCGACUACGGUUCGCGUGCCACCGUCUCCGGCCACCCCAGAGCGGGUCAUUUCCUGCUUGUCCGCCUCCUCGAAGAUGGAAUCGAUUUGAUCGAGGGUCAGAAUCCCAUGAUACACGUUGAUGUCGGGAUCCAGAUGCACCUGCUCCACCUGUAGGGGAGCGAGAGUGAAGUAAGCGUGUCUCUUGCCAUCGAGGAAGCAGCGGAGAGAAGUUCCACUGCCCUUCUCGGGCAAUCUUCUGCCCUGACAGAGCCUUGAAUAGUUGCCGAACCAUGAGGGCUCUUUUUCAUGUUUGUUGGUGCCCGCCAGAUUCCUGUAGUCCACAUAUUUCUGUAUGUGCCGUGCGGGAUGCGUGGGUUCGGUCUGCAGCACCUUCUCCAAGAGUGUGCCAGCUCGCUUGGGAUUUCCCAGCUCAAAGUUGGCCAAGGCCGCGUAUUCCCUGAUGUCAGCUAUGAACUGGGGCUUCUCUGCUUCCUUCAUCUCGGGAUUGGCCCGGAGAAGGCGGAACGCCUCUUGGAGCCACUCCAAAGAGCGGUGGUGCUCUCCCAAAUCGAAGAGCUGUACCCCGAUCUCGUAGCACUCUCGCCAGUCCAUUUCCGAGUCGUAGAAGAAACCGUUGAUGAUUCCAUCGGCCAGGUCCGGUGCGGUGAAAUUGUAGACCCUCUGCAGUCGAGCCAGACCUUUGACGGCGCCCUGAAGCUCCGACAGAUCUGGGAAGCCCACUUCUUUGGACAGGCUAUCCACCACCUGCCGGUAGUCUGCGAUGAAGAGAGACAUGCUCUUAGAGGAGUCACCUUAAACCUCUUUCGAAUAAUCAAUCACCUUCUCUGGGCUUGUUCUCCACCACAGGAGCGUGCAAAGCAUCCCAAUCGUAGACCAGUCGCUUGAUCAGCCUGAACGCAUGCAGCGGAUGUCCCAGGUACUCAUCGAGAUCUAUCAGAUCCAUGGCCAUGUCAUGUUCCCGCUUUAGCUGCUCUACAAAUCUGCCAAAAGACAUCAAUCCCCAGCGCCGAGUGACCUCAAUCUGGACUGAAUUACUUGCGGUAUAAGUUAAUCUGCUGCUGCUGGGCCUCCAGAUAGGAACGCGUGGCAUUCAGCAGCUCCAACUCCAGUUGCCCCAGGUCCUGCAUACUAUCCACAGACGAGUAGAACUCUGCCCGGACACCGCCGCCACGAAUAAUGAGCAGGAGCGGGAGGACCAGCCACAGAGACAGGCAGCACCAAACACGAUGUGACAUUGUGAAAUGAGGGAAACGACUGAGACUGACUGUAGCUGAUGGAUAAUUCUUGAGCCAGGGCCAUCUAUCUAUGGCCCAAAAGAAUGAUAUUCCAUUUAGAAACUGUCACGUAUCCAGAAUAAAACGCUCGGCAAACAAAUGCCAGCCACAGACACAA
This is a messenger RNA of Drosophila miranda, 3761 nucleotides long. RefSeq names its product prolyl 4-hydroxylase subunit alpha-1. Gene Ontology annotation, biological process: peptidyl-proline hydroxylation to 4-hydroxy-L-proline. Gene Ontology annotation, molecular function: protein binding; iron ion binding; procollagen-proline 4-dioxygenase activity. Gene Ontology annotation, cellular component: endoplasmic reticulum. Lineage: Eukaryota; Metazoa; Arthropoda; Insecta; Diptera; Drosophilidae. The coding region runs from base 84 to 1694 and encodes 536 amino acids. The record is from RefSeq and is a predicted model, not a curated record. The transcript is spliced from 6 exons.